Molecule: messenger RNA, 1578 nt
Organism: Carassius carassius (crucian carp)
Lineage: Eukaryota; Metazoa; Chordata; Actinopteri; Cypriniformes; Cyprinidae
Product: N-acetylmuramoyl-L-alanine amidase-like
Exons: 5
Coding region: 80-1465 (461 amino acids)
Biological process (GO): detection of bacterium; peptidoglycan catabolic process; defense response to Gram-positive bacterium
Molecular function (GO): N-acetylmuramoyl-L-alanine amidase activity; zinc ion binding; peptidoglycan immune receptor activity
Source: RefSeq, a predicted model, not a curated record
AAGGCGUAUGAGGUGCAGAAUAGUAUCAUAACCGAACUGAGUGUACAGAGACUCUUCAGUGUUCUCGAGUUCUGUCAUCAUGGAUUGGCAUUUGUGUCUGCUUCUUUCUUUGCUUGUGGUAUUUGCUACUGAAGCCACUACCACAAAGCACAUGAAUGACUUCAUCAGAGCUGUGGAGAGCAUUGAAGCUGUGAAUCCAGGUCUUCAGAUGCUCGAUGUGGUGAAAGGUCUACGUAAGGCUGCUGGCUUUGAAACCGACCUCAUCAAGCGAUACCUAGGUGACCUCAGUGAUGCACAUGACCUUGUGUCAGGUCCAUCAGUCACUUCUUAUGUAAGCGAGGUCAUUAAUCACAGCCUUUCAGAGUUGGGUAAGGAGAAAGGUGUGGUUCUCACGUUAGAUGGUUCAAAUGUGGCAUUGGCCCCAAUGCUCCUUGGACUUGAGGCUGGGCUGCAGUCCACCGUCCAAGGCCUUUAUCCUUUAUCCUUGACCCACAACCUGGUCGCUUCAUUUCUACAUCACGUCCUCAAUGAACAAACCACUCUUCCUUUUGGCACUAAAGGGUUCUGGGAUAGCAUUUCAUCCCCAAAUGUCUACAGUCUCUCUGAUUUGCCCUCCUUGGCCACUGAUGCCCUAAUAAUCGGAGGUAUAGACGGGUUCAUUCUCGGGUCAGAAGUUUCCACGUCUAAUGAUCAUGAGCGAUCACUGAGUGACCUGCUGAAGAGUUACUACAGUCACCAGCCUGACGCCGCAGGGUUCAACGCAUCGUCCCAUCUGAUCAGUCAGAAACGAAGGAUGAACUUCAAAAGGCUUGUCAGCUUCUCUUCGCUGAAAAGCCAGAUGGUCCAGGCUCUAACAGUUCACCGCAACUUAAACGAGUCUGAGAGGAAGAGACUGGAUGAUAUAAUGAACGAAGGCUUUGACCAGUUUGUCCAUGUAUAUGCAGUCUGUCCAAACAUCAUCACAAGGUCUCAAUGGGGAGCUGCAGCUUUCAUUGGUUCUCCCUCCAAUCUGUCUCUCCCUGUGCCGUAUCUUUUCAUCCACCACACAUAUCAACCCUCCAAGCCUUGCACCACCUUCGAUCAAUGUGCCAGUGACAUGCGCUCCAUGCAGCGCUACCACCAGCAAACCAAUGGAUGGUCUGACAUUGGAUACAGUUUUGUUGCAGGUUCUGAUGGAAACCUGUAUGAAGGCCGAGGCUGGAAUUGGGUUGGUGCCCACACUUACGGGUACAACUCCAAAGGCUAUGGUGUCAGCUUUAUUGGAGAUUAUACCUCCACCCUCCCCAUCAAGAGUGCGAUGGACAUGGUGAGGUAUGACUUCACAAGCUGCGCUGUGAACGGUGGUCGAUUGUCUUCAUCUUACUCCUUAUACGGACACAGGCAAGCUACUUCCACUGACUGCCCAGGAAACUCCUUCUACCGUGAAAUCCAGACAUGGGAGCAUUACCAGAGUUAUUUGCCUUGAGGAUUGUGGAAUCAACAAUGAAUGCAAUCACCUAAUUGUGUCUCUGAAAAUCAGUACAUGUAUUACAUGUAUCGGUCAUAAAAAAAUGCAUAAUAAAUUCCUUUUGAAAAUCA